This is a messenger RNA of Phytophthora nicotianae INRA-310, 1500 nucleotides long. RefSeq lists its product as hypothetical. The record is from RefSeq and is a predicted model, not a curated record. Gene Ontology annotation, molecular function: protein dimerization activity. NCBI's taxonomy places the organism in Eukaryota, Oomycota, Peronosporomycetes, Peronosporales, Peronosporaceae. The transcript has 5 exons. The coding region runs from base 1 to 1500 and encodes 499 amino acids.
AUGACGAUGACGCGUACACACCCGGCCUGGAACGCGUUCACCAUUGACGAAAAGAAGAAAUAUCCCGACGUCACGUGCAAGCACUGGGAUUUUGCAGUUUUACCAUUUCGCGCCAUCGCGGUUCCUCAGCUUCGCAAAAGCACUUUGAGUUCUGCAGCCAGCGAUGGAAAAUAUUUGCCGACUCGUAAGGCGUUGUCGGGCCGAUUACUAACGGCUGAGUACAAGCGCGAGAUGGAGGCCGUAAGCUCACGACUGCGCGAUGAACCAACAGUAGCACUCGUUUCGGACGGAUGGACAAGUGUCGGCAAAGACAAGGUCGUGAACUACAUUGUUGUUUCCCCCUUGAUGCGUCCAUUGUUGUGGUGUACGAAGACAUGUGGCGACGACGAGCAAACGUCAGAGUACGUGGCCGAACAAAUCGGCGAAGUGAUCGACAAAAUGAACGCAGCUAUGGGCAAGCAAGUGGUUUUGUCGGUAACGACAGACAACGCCCCCGUCAUGCAUGCCGCAUGGGGAAUCCUUGAGAAUAAGCGACGAAUUUGCUGCAACGGAUGCAGCAGUCAUGCCCUCAAUCUCGUUAUGGAGGAAGUGCUAAACUUUCCAUGGAUGAACGAAGCUCGCAGCAAUGCUGUCACGCUGGCCAAAUGGUACUCGGGUUAUGAGUGUAUGAAAAGUGUGUACGACAAUCGCCGGCUCAUCGACAAGGUUUUCAACCAAAAGAAGUUCAUGAGACGGUUUAGCAAGAGGAACCCAGUUCGGUUUCGCGAAGCUUGUCGGAUAGCACAGACCAGCACGUUCUGGAAACGCCUGAAGCAGAUGAUGACAUUGUCAAAGCCUAUUAUUGAUGCUAUUGCAACACUGGAGCGCGAUCACUGCUGUAUCUCGAUGACCAAGAUUUUGGAAGCGAUCCAAGCCAAGUGGGACUUCGUCCACACGGAGACAAUGGGCAUAUAUUUUCUUUUGGAUCAUACCAAGAAAGUAUCAGAUUUUGUGGACGCCGAUUUAGCUGACAGCAUUGAAACGUUAAAGACAUUAGCUGUGCGGUUGGGUAUCAUCUCGACGGAGGCUGAAAAAAAAAUCGCCUCGGUGCCGAAGUCAACGCUUUCCAGGCGAGGAAGCUCCGCGGCCACUUACCCGUUGUUAGCCCCGCUUGCUUGUCGACUUUACACGAUCCCAACCUCUUCAGCUGCCAGCAAAAGAUCAUGGAGUAUUCAUGACUUUAUUCAUACCAAGAGGAGGAACCGGUUGAGCGAAGUAAGGGUCAAGAAGCUCGUGUUUGUUUAUGCGAACGAAGGCGACAAGGACGCCACGAUUAGUAUCCUCUACAAAGCGUUGGACGAAAGCGGGGGUGGGGAUGACGACGAAGACGAUGGUCUGGAGGAGAAUUUCGAGCCGGAAAGCAGCGAUGAAUGCAUGGAGAGUAGCGGAGAUCGAAGUGAGGGCAGCGACUUCAACGCGUUCUCGUUCGAGGGCAGUGAAGAGCAAAAACAGAAUUUGUAG